Messenger RNA from Morchella importuna, 342 nucleotides. RefSeq lists its product as uncharacterized. Lineage: Eukaryota; Fungi; Ascomycota; Pezizomycetes; Pezizales; Morchellaceae. Bases 1 to 342 code for a protein of 113 amino acids. The transcript has 3 exons. The record is from RefSeq and is a predicted model, not a curated record.
AUGAAGUCAGGGAAGGAGGUCAAGGAAGGAGGUCAGCCUGAGGUCAAGGGGAAGGGGAGGAGGAGGAAGUGGAUGGUGCCAUCCUUUUCAUGCUCCCCGUGGCUUGUAGGUAGCAGAAUAGAUAGCAGGAUGGAAGGUGAUCAGGACAUGCUGCUGCUGAUAUUCUUCUGCAAGCCAUGGCCACUAUCAACAGCCAGUAAAUUGAUGAGAAUCGAGUUAGCUAGGGCUACCAACUCGCCUUGUCAAUUCAACGAACGAGUGAACAAAAGUAAAGCCCGAUAUAAGGGCCAUGGCCGCGCUGUUGCUGCUGGAUGCCUCAAGACAAAGCGAUGCGAUGCCUAA